CCUAGAACAGGAUGAAGAAAAUGGCUGAUCGAAAUAGAAGAGAGUUAAAAUUUAAGGUAGGAGAUGAAGUCUACUUGAAAUUGAGACCUUACCGGCAACGCUCCUUGGCUCGGAAGAAGUGUGAAAAGUUAGCACCUAAAUAUUACGGACCCUACAAAAUUACUGAAGAAAUAGGAGCAGUUGCGUACAGAUUGAUGUUACCGCCGGAAGCCAGUAUCCACAAUGUGUUCCAUAUUUCUCAGUUAAAACUGAAACUGGGUAGUCAACAAGCUGUUCAACACCAGCAACCUAGGCUAACGGAAGAGUUUGAGUUACAAUUAUGGCCGGAAACAGUGUUGGGAGUCCGUUGGAAUCGGGAAUUGGGAGGAAAUGAAUGGUUAAUUAAGUGGAAAGGGCUGCCGGACAGUGAAACAACUUGGGAAUCUGUUUUCCAAAUGAACCAACAAUUCCCUGACUUUCACCUUGAGGACAAGGUGAACCUGGAACCGAGGGGUAUUGUAAGGCCCCCUAUUAUCCAUACAUACAAAAGGAGGGGUAAAAACGUAAAAGCUCACGCAGCAGAAAAGGGGAGAAUAUUAGGAAAAGAACAUGAGAGUGGGGCCCACGGGGAAGAAUGAGAAAAGAGCUAUAAAUAGGCCUUAUCGGGA
This is a messenger RNA of Cucumis sativus (cucumber), 647 nucleotides long. RefSeq lists its product as uncharacterized. The coding region runs from base 12 to 617 and encodes 201 amino acids. NCBI's taxonomy places the organism in Eukaryota, Viridiplantae, Streptophyta, Magnoliopsida, Cucurbitales, Cucurbitaceae. The transcript has 2 exons. The record is from RefSeq and is a predicted model, not a curated record.